Molecule: messenger RNA, 615 nt
Organism: Pteronotus mesoamericanus
Lineage: Eukaryota; Metazoa; Chordata; Mammalia; Chiroptera; Mormoopidae
Gene: CACFD1
Product: calcium channel flower domain containing 1
Exons: 5
Coding region: 51-569 (172 amino acids)
Biological process (GO): vesicle-mediated transport
Cellular component (GO): membrane
Source: RefSeq, a predicted model, not a curated record
GGCUCGGGAGCCUUUUGUGCGGGUAGUGAGCUGCGCCGGUCAGCGGCACCAUGAGCGGCUCGGGCGGGGCGGCGGCCGCCGCCAGUGGCUCCGCGCCGCCCGCGCAGGAGGAGGGCAUGACGUGGUGGUACCGCUGGCUGUGUCGUCUGUCGGGGGUGCUGGGGGCCGUGUCUUGCGCUGUCUCCGGGCUCUUCAACUGCAUCACCGUCCACCCUCUGAACAUCGCGGCCGGCGUGUGGAUGAUCGCCAACGCCUUCGUCCUGCUGCUCUGCGAGGCGCCCUUCUGCUGCUCCUUCGUCGAGUUCGCCAACACGGUGGCCGCGAAGGUGGACCGGCUGCGCUCCUGGCAGAAGGCCGUCUUCUACUGCGGGAUGGCCAUCGUCCCCAUCAUCAUCAGCCUGACCCUGACCACGCUGCUCGGCAACGCCAUCGCCUUCGCCACCGGAGUGCUGUAUGGCCUCUCUGCCCUGGGCAAGAAGGGGGACGCCAUCGCCUACGCCCGGAUCCAGCAGCAGAGGCAGCAGGCGGAGGAGGAGAAGCUCGCAGAGACCCUGGAGGGGGAGCUGUGAGGCGGCUCUGGGGGCCUGCGCCCCGGGGCCGUGGGAGCCGCGCGGG